AUGUCUAAAGGUUCUAAGAAGAGAAGAGCAGAGAGAAAUGAAAAGGGUCAGAAACUAAACAAUGAGGAUGUUACUUCUUGUACAACUUCUGGAGACAGUGAAGAAACGGUUUUAAAUGGGGAAACCAACAAUAACGGACUCAAGAAAGAUCCAAGCAUAGCUCCGUAUGUUAUUGUAGUCCAUGGACCUCCCAAGGUUGGGAAAUCUUUGUUGAUUGAUUCUCUAAUCAACUAUUAUACUUCAAAAAAUCAUACCAACGUAGGAAAGACCAUUAUAACAGGAUCAGGUAACCGGAGACGGAUACAGUUUGUGGAGUGUCCCAAUAAUAUGAAUGGCAUGAUUGAUGCUGCAAAAUAUGCAGACGCAGUGAUGUUGCUCGUUGAUGCAAAAUAUGGGUUUGAAAUGGAAACAUUCGAGUUCCUUCACUUCUUACAAGUUCAGGGCAUACCAAAGGUUAUGGGGGUGCUUACAAAUCUGGAUAAACUUAAAGAUGAAGAUGCACGCUCAACAACCAAAAAGUGCCUCAUCCGAAAAUUUAGGGAACACAUAUAA
Molecule: messenger RNA, 552 nt
Organism: Papaver somniferum (opium poppy)
Lineage: Eukaryota; Viridiplantae; Streptophyta; Magnoliopsida; Ranunculales; Papaveraceae
Product: ribosome biogenesis protein BMS1 homolog
Exons: 6
Coding region: 1-552 (183 amino acids)
Biological process (GO): endonucleolytic cleavage of tricistronic rRNA transcript (SSU-rRNA, 5.8S rRNA, LSU-rRNA); ribosome biogenesis; maturation of SSU-rRNA from tricistronic rRNA transcript (SSU-rRNA, 5.8S rRNA, LSU-rRNA)
Cellular component (GO): 90S preribosome
Molecular function (GO): U3 snoRNA binding; GTP binding; GTPase activity
Source: RefSeq, a predicted model, not a curated record